Molecule: messenger RNA, 1348 nt
Organism: Arabidopsis thaliana (thale cress)
Lineage: Eukaryota; Viridiplantae; Streptophyta; Magnoliopsida; Brassicales; Brassicaceae
Product: Protein with RING/U-box and TRAF-like domain
Exons: 2
Coding region: 110-1051 (313 amino acids)
Biological process (GO): protein ubiquitination
Molecular function (GO): zinc ion binding; ubiquitin protein ligase activity
Source: RefSeq, marked reviewed
GAAACCUUUCUGAAAAACCAUUCCGGCGGGAAAAUAGAAAAAGGCGAUUAGGGUAUAUACUCAUCUAUUGACAUUGUAGCGAAGCUAAUCCCAUCGAAAUCCGAUAGCCAUGUCCGGAGAAGCUUCGACCAGCCGCCGUAAGAGGCAACGUGUUCCUUCCAGUGUUGAAUCCGUAGAAAAUGGCGGAGGCGAUGCGGUGGCGCGAUCUGGGACAUUGUUCGAGCUAGAUCUACUCGAUUGUCCCAUUUGUUGUCACGCACUCACGUCUCCUAUCUUCCAGUGUGACAAUGGACAUAUAGCUUGUUCUUCUUGUUGUACUAAACUGAGGAACAAAUGCCCUUCUUGCGCUUUGCCGAUUGGUAACUUUCGAUCUAGGAUAAUGGAGAGAGUUGUUGAAGCAGUCAUGGUCACAUGCCCAAAUGUGAAACAUGGUUGCACUGAGAAGUUUUCUUAUGGGAAAGAGUUGAUCCAUGAGAAGGAUUGCAGGUUCGCUUUGUGCUACUGUCCUGCACCAAACUGCAACUAUUCGGGGGUGUAUAAGGAUCUCUACAGUCACUUCUACGUUAACCACUAUGACACAUGGAAUCAAAUCGGGUGUGGCAAUUUCGCUGGUGCAUGGCUACGUAUCAGUGAGAAGAUUUUGGUCCUUCAAUAUGGACAGGGUCCCUUGAUUGCGGUUCAGUGUUUCAAGGAGACACAAGGAAUGUAUGUGACUGUGAACUGUAUAGCACCUUGUGCUCCAGGAGUUGGGGAGUUAUCCUUUGAGCUCUCGUACAAGAUGCCGAUGGGAGGUAACAGCACUAUGAUGUUUAAGUCAGAGGAGAUGAAUAGGAUUCAGAAAGUGAGUUUCCAAACUCCGGAGAAGGACUUCAUGUUAGUUCCUUAUUAUUUCUUGGGUGAUUUCUCUACAUUGAAGAUGGAAAUUUGCAUACGCAAGUUAAAAAAAGAUGAAGAAGAAGCUGAUGAAGAUGAAGAAUCUGAAGAAGAAGAAGAUGAUGAUGAUGAUGAUGAUGAUGAUGAUGAAGAAGAAGAUGCUGAUGAAGAAGAGUAAUAAUCAUCAUAUCAUAUCCAUUGUAGGUCGUUCUGUUCAUAACUUCAUCUACCCUUUAAAUACAUUUCUGAUGUUUUUCUGCAGCUACUUUAGUUUGUCAUCUAUGCACUCUAAACGAAUAAGUUUCAUUGCUCUGAGAAUUUUACAGGGCUUUAUUUGAUUCUGCAAGAAUAAUUUCUCAGCUUUUAAAACCUUAACUCUGUUUUUGGAGUUUCAUUAGAUAAUUUAGAUGCUAUACUUUGCACAAUGUGUUUUUCUGAUGAUCCAUGAUUUUGAGGAUCUCUGCAUUGAUAAUAG